This is a messenger RNA of Zingiber officinale, 2400 nucleotides long. Its product is annotated as cytochrome b561 and DOMON domain-containing protein At2g04850-like. The record is from RefSeq and is a predicted model, not a curated record. The transcript has 4 exons. NCBI's taxonomy places the organism in Eukaryota, Viridiplantae, Streptophyta, Magnoliopsida, Zingiberales, Zingiberaceae. The coding region runs from base 1042 to 2253 and encodes 403 amino acids.
GAUUAUGAAGUGCUGCCUGGUUGGAAAAGUGGCAUUCAUCUACCUGAAACUAUGAAGGCCUUCCCUUAGUUGCUCAUAAGUAUGUCGAGAGGAUAGAAGAGCUUGUUAGCAUUCCCAUUAAUUACGUUGCUGUUGGACCAAGAUGCGAUGCCAUUAGUUGCAAAUGACUUAGAUCUGGCUAACACUUGCAUCUUCUGCUCCUAAAGGAUAUGAUAGCAUCCUCAUCGAUGAAUGUUUUUUGCCUUAUGAGUAUGCUGGAGAUACUAUUUGGAUUCUAAAUCCAAAAACGACAUCAGGGUUUGGCACAUUGCUUCUUCCAUGAGCAUUGAGCAUCUCAUUGAGGUAACACUAAUGCUCAUCUAGUGAUAAUGAAAUGUUGUUCGAGUAGAGGAGAUUUGAAUAAGUUCCUCCAUUAUGAUGGUUAGUUAGCACCAGGUAUUCAGUCCUCGGACCGACUAAUCUUGGGGAUGAUCGGCCCGGUUCUAUAAAAAUUUUCCACCGACUAUCAGGCUCUACAGACCAACAUUUCAAAUUUAUCAUCUUAUCGGAGGGAAAUGCUCUAUAGUGUAUCGUAAUUUGGAAUCGAACUAUGGAUACUUGGACUAAGACUCAGGUUGAUCAUUGAGAUUACGGACUCAGGUUACUGAUUAGGAGAAAGAACAUCAUGAUGUCUUCCAAAACCCUAAUUACCUCACAUGUACACAACCAUUUCAAGGUAAAACUUGACAUCCAUUUCAUUUCUUCAAUUUUCUUUUCCUUUAUUUUUUUCUUGACAUGAACGAGAUAUCACAUUCCUUUGAAGCCAAGGCAAUGAUAAUUCUUGAAUUAAUCCUGAAAUAAAUAAAUCAUUCUUAAUUGUUUUACAAGCAUUGAACUUCACUCGAUUACACCCACCAUGAUCUCAUCUCCCACGUUCAGUUGCCUUCACUUGGAAGCCAAGCCAUUGCCAGCUCUACUGCAUGGCAAUGGACAAGCCACUGCACUCUCUUAUUCCCUCAGCCUCAACUCACAGUCCUCCCAUUCCACUGAGCUCCUUCGACCAUGUCGUCGCCCUUCAUCUUCCUCCUCGUCGUCCUCCUCCACUCGCCGGCGAUCCCCGCGUCCGCCUCCCGCUGCACUGCCACCGUCUUCGGGAGAACCUUCGCCAAGUGCGUUGGUCUGCCCACCCAAGGCGCCACCUUGGCCUGGACCUACCACGCCCGCAAUGCCACCCUCGACCUCGCCUUUUCUGGCUCCUUCAUCUCCCCCUCCGGCUGGGUUGCCUGGGGGCUCAACCCGGACUCCCCUUCCAUGACCGGGGCUCGCGUCGUCGCUGCCUUCUCCGAUCCUUCCUCUGGUGGACUCAUUCUCCUCCCUUUCUUCCUCGACCCCUCCGUGAAGCUCCAGCAGUCCCCCCUGCUCUCCCGUCCCUUCGGCCCUCACCUCCUCUCCUCCUCCGCCGCCCUUCGGCACGCAGCCGCCGUCAGUGCCGGCGCCGGUGUACAUAUCUUCGCUACUCUCAAACUGUCCCCCAACCACACCCGCCUUCACCACGUCUGGAACAGGGGACUCUACGUGCAAGGCUACUCCCCUACUAUACACCCCACAUCCCCAGCCGACCUCGCCUCCCGCGCCACCAUCGACAUCGUCUCCACUGCCACUGAGGCCGCGGGGCCCUCGCCUUCGUCGGAGGUGGCGCUCCGCUCCACCCACGCCGCCCUCAACGCCGCCUCGUGGGGGAUCCUCCUCCCGGCAGGGGUCGCGGUGGCGCGGUACCUCCGGCAGCCGCUGGGGCCGUCGUGGUUCUUCCUGCACGCAGCGGUGCAAAUUGCUGGGUACCUGAUGGGGGCGGCGGGGUUCGCGAUAGGCAUCGUGAUGGGGGCGCGGUCGGAGGGGGUGGAGUACGGGCUGCACCGGGGACUGGGGGUGGCGGCGGUGGUCGGCGGGGGGCUGCAGUCGGCCGCGCUGCUGCUCCGGCCGAAGACCACCAACAAGUACCGCAAGUACUGGAAGUCGUACCACCACCUGGUGGGGUACGGGAGCAUGGUGGUGGGGGUGGUCAACGUCUUCCAGGGGUUCGACGUCAUGGGGCUGGGGAGGUCGUACUGGAAGCUGGCCUACUGCUUGGGGCUGUCCACGGUGGUGGGCGUCUGCGUCGCGUUGGAGGUGAACUCGUGGGUGGUCUUCUGCCGGAGGGCGGCGUCUGAGGACGACGACGACGACGAGGGGCGACGCAGGCUGGAGACCAAGCGGGCAGGCAAAGAAAACACCUGAGGCAUAAUUAAAUUAAUGGAAUUUGAUUACGACUUCUAAUAUAUUUGAUCUUUUAAUUUGUUAAUGCCAUGUUUCGAGAUCUUUGUAGCCGUGAAGGAGAAUGUGAGCUCUUGAUAGUGUUCUAAAUUAUUUACAUUUUGAUCGCAA